AUGGAAAUCCUCUCCGAUUCCUACACUCUCGGUUUCAUCGGCGCCGGGAAAAUGGCCGAGAGCAUUGCCAAAGGCGCCUCCCGCUCCGGCGUCUUACCCCCUUCCCGCAUCGUAACCGCUCACUCUAACCCCGCUCGUAAAGCCGCCUUCGAGUCCAUCGGCAUCACCGUGCUUUCUUCCAACGACGACGUCGUUCGUGCGAGCAACGUCGUCGUUUUCUCGGUUAAACCUCAAUUAGUGAAGGAGGUUGUGUUGCAAUUGAAGCCGCUUUUAACUAAGGACAAGCUUUUGGUUUCUGUUGCUGCUGGAAUCAAGUUGAAAGAUCUUCAGGAAUGGGCUGGCCACGACAGAUUUGUAAGGGUAAUGCCUAAUACUCCUGCUGCAGUUGGCCAGGCGGCAUCAGUUAUGAGCUUAGGAGGAGCUGCAACAGAAGAAGAUGCGAAUCUUAUAUCCCAAUUAUUUGGGUCAAUUGGCAAAAUAUGGAAAGCCGAUGAUAAAUUUUUUGAUGCUAUAACUGGUCUAAGUGGCAGUGGUCCUGCUUAUAUUUAUUUAGCCAUAGAGGCUUUGGCUGAUGGAGGAGUAGCAGCUGGUCUACCACGUGAUCUUGCAUUAAGUCUAGCUUCUCAGACUGUACUAGGAGCAGCAUCAAUGGCAACCCUUAGUGGGAAGCAUCCAGGACAGCUCAAGGAUGAUGUCACUUCUCCUGGCGGGACAACAAUUGCAGGCGUUCAUGAGUUGGAAAAAGCGGGUUUCCGUGGAACACUGAUGAAUGCUGUUGUUGCUGCUGCUAAACGCAGCCGAGAGCUUUCCUAA
Molecule: messenger RNA, 813 nt
Organism: Vicia faba (fava bean)
Lineage: Eukaryota; Viridiplantae; Streptophyta; Magnoliopsida; Fabales; Fabaceae
Source: the annotation of a GenBank genome assembly